This is a messenger RNA of Bemisia tabaci, 347 nucleotides long. The record is from RefSeq and is a predicted model, not a curated record. NCBI's taxonomy places the organism in Eukaryota, Metazoa, Arthropoda, Insecta, Hemiptera, Aleyrodidae.
CAAGGUUUUCGUACGUCAGUCAUCCUCUUCACAGAAGUUGACAUGAAAUCUUCUUCUCGUUGGAGUACUUUUUGUAGGAUCAGGUCCAUUGUAAAUUUAAUUGACAUUUUUUGAAAUGGUUAAGCAAUGAAUGAAGAAUUUGCAGAUGACCUGGGCAUCUACUUUAAUGACGAGGAGGACAUUUAUUUCGAAGAAGUUUUGAAGAAUACACGUGGAAAUGAUGAUGAAUUUGGUGAAUUGAAAUGUACCUUCAGCAAUCUGAGAGAGCCUGAAUCUGCAGAAGAGGAUUCUGUGGAGUCUUAUCAUUUCAAACCAGUUGCUAGUAACUCCAACAGUGAAAAUAAUGG